CAAUCUCGUCUAGUGAUUCACGUUAUAAACAACUAGCUGCUAGUGUAAUUCUGAGCUCUAUGGCAGUGCUUAUUCGGUGAAACGGUAUCACACCAUAAUAUACGUUGUCAAAAUGGACAAAAAGGACUUGAUUGACUGGGGAGGAAAUGCAGCUGAAGAGGGGAAUCGUGUGAGAAAAGCCGGAAACUUAUCUAAAAAUGUCCACACUGGUCUUCCUUCGCCACUUGCAGAUCACGCGAGAUGUUCUCUAAUUAAAGGCGACUUCAUCUACUUCCAUUAUGGCUGUGAUGGACAAGAUGACAGAGGCUGGGGAUGUGGAUACCGCACCAUCCAGACCAUGGCUUCCUGGCUUUUACUGAACUUUUCUCCACCCAAGGGCCAACACACACCUCCACCGAGCCUCCCAGAAAUACAACAUGCUCUGGUCACUAUGGGGGACAAGCCAGGUUCAUUUUCAGGAUCUAGGGAGUGGAUAGGAACAUUUGAGGCCUCACUGGUCCUUGACUACUUCUAUGAUGUGCCCUGUAAGGUGGUCCAUGUCAGAGGAGGAGGGUCAGAGCUGGAGCAGGUUGCAGUUGCAGAGCUCCAUCAGCACUUUGAGAAGCAUGGAUCUCCAGUCAUGAUGGGAGGAGACAGGGACAACUCCUCCAAGGGGAUUGUAGGGGUGUGCACUGGGGAGAAGGGGAGCUACCUGCUGAUUGUUGACCCUCACUACUGUGGACGUCAGCUGGAGAAAGCAGAGUUGCAAAGCCGUGGGUGGGUGGCGUGGAAAAGAGUUUCAUCCCUUGAUCAGUCAUCGUUUUAUAAUCUGUGUUUGCCUCAAACUCAAAAAAUAUCUAAUUAAGUGACCUCAAAGCUCAUAUUUGUGGAUGAAUAUGAGAAUGUGGGAUUUCCUUUUCCAUUGAUUCUACAUGUAGAGCUCAGUAGAGUCUUGGUGAAUUCUGAAUCUCUCUGCUUUCUUUGACAAAAUGUUGUGCUUUGCAUUCAUUUAUUUAAACCAGUUCCUUAUCCCAAUAUGAAAAAUUUAAAUAAAGCUCUAUGACAACAACAUU
Sphaeramia orbicularis (orbiculate cardinalfish) is the source of this 1052-nucleotide messenger RNA. RefSeq names its product UFM1-specific peptidase 1 (gene ufsp1). Gene Ontology annotation, molecular function: deUFMylase activity. The record is from RefSeq and is a predicted model, not a curated record. Bases 113 to 844 code for a protein of 243 amino acids. The transcript has a single exon. Lineage: Eukaryota; Metazoa; Chordata; Actinopteri; Kurtiformes; Apogonidae.